Molecule: messenger RNA, 2253 nt
Organism: Gaeumannomyces tritici R3-111a-1
Lineage: Eukaryota; Fungi; Ascomycota; Sordariomycetes; Magnaporthales; Magnaporthaceae
Product: calcium/proton exchanger
Exons: 7
Coding region: 1-2133 (710 amino acids)
Biological process (GO): intracellular calcium ion homeostasis; calcium ion transmembrane transport
Cellular component (GO): fungal-type vacuole membrane
Molecular function (GO): calcium:proton antiporter activity
Source: RefSeq, a predicted model, not a curated record
AUGACGGGCUUCGAGCCGCCCCUCUCUGGACAUCUAGCUAGCCCAUCGGCGGACUCAAAACACGCGCGUGCGAUCUCACCGCCGGUAUCAAGAUCUCGGACAUCUUUUCAAGGUCCCCGCAUCUCCAGUGAUUAUGACGGCCAUCCCGAUCAUGUUCCUACUCUCAAUAACACCACACCACAAGCACAGUUGGCUACUGGCGAUAGUGAAUAUGCCAGCUUGCCUCUUCCUUCUGAUGGCCAUCCCCGAGAUGAGGCGGCCAAGGAAGCCACGGAACCGCCAGGGUCGAGCGUAAAUAACGUCCAAGCCGCAAGGGCGAUCCCCAACGGCUUUAUCGUCAGGCUUCUCUCCACGCUCAGGGUCAUAAUGGUGUCCAGCUACGUCAAUGUGCUCCUCGUUUUCGUCCCCGUCGGCAUCGCGGUCGGCAGCGCACGGAGCUCGGGGGCUGCCGUGGGGCCCGGCCUCGUUUUCAGCAUGAACUCGGUGGCCAUCAUACCGCUGGCGAACCUUCUGAGCUUCGCUACAGAGACCAUGGCCGCGCGCCGGGGGCCCGCCGUUGGUGCCCUCAUGAACGUCACGUUUGGCAACGCGGUCGAGCUCAUCAUCUUCGUCAUCGCCCUCGUCAAGAACGAAAUCAGGAUCGUGCAGGCAUCACUGCCGGGCUCCAUACUUGCCAACUUGCUGCUGAUCCUUGGCAUGUGCUUUCUUCUGGGCGGACUGCGCUUUAGAGAGCAGAUCUACAACCCUACCGUCACACAAACCAUGGCUUGCCUCUUGAGUCUCAGUGUGAUCAGUCUCGUUCUCCCGAUCAGCCGCAUCACGAGUAUAGUACUCCUGGCGGUGUAUAUAUUGUACCUCGUUUUCCAACUCAAAACGCACGCCUAUUUAUAUAAAUCGCUGCCACAGGCAAUGGCUGAUCAAGAGGCACAGCCCCGACUAGUCGCGGCCUUUCUCCACGAGUCCUCGGAUCGGAACUCAGGGGACUGGGCAUCCGACUAUAGCUUCAUUGCCACCGAGUCUGUACACUCCCGCAAGGCCAGGUCCAAGAGGGUUCUGAUGCGUUUGGUCGGCCGCAAGCGCAAGGCCAGCACUACGCAGUGGCCGUUGGCCGAGCGGGAGCCCAUCACACGGCUACAAAGACGUCGCAAGAGCAGGCAGGGGCUCGGACCUGCAUCUGGGCAGAGAACCAUUGUCUUCAGUGACGCCCAGGAUGUGGCAGGUUCCGAGGCGGCUGAGCUAGGCAUGCAGCAGCGGGCCAACUCUGCGAGGCGUCCUCACCCCAAAGCUAGCGCGGGUGGCGGCGGGCUUUUCCGGACAGUCUCAGCUCCCAGACCGAGGUCAAGGCUGCGGGACACGCCCAGCCGCAGCCUGACGUCGGGCAUGUUCUUGGACCAGCAAACAGCCAGCAGCAGGCCCACCGUCCGUGUCGGCGUCCGACGCACCGCCUCUCUGCCGGGCCGGUUGAGCCAGACAUACUGCGGAUCGUGUGGGAAGCUGCACGCGAAUGGCUGCCAAUCCCAGACCGCGGGAGCUGCCGCACGCGAGGGAUCCGGACAGCCUGGCGGCGGCGGCGCAGGCCCGACUGGCUGUGUGGAGGUCGGCCCUUUGUUGGCGGACGAAGGCCAUCAGCUCUCGACCCGGGCAGCCACACUCCUGCUCCUCGUCUCGACGGGGCUUGUGGCCUUUUGUGCGGAGCUGAUGGUCGGCGCCAUCUCGGACAUGCUAGCGAUACCGUCAUCGCCACUAGGCGAGGCGUUCAUCGGGCUCAUCGUACUGACAAUCGUGGGCAACGCGGCCGAGCACGUGACGGCCAUAACGGUGGCGCUCAAGAACAAGCUCGACCUGGCAAUAGCUGUUUCUAUCGGGAGCUCGAUCCAGAUCGCGCUUUUCGUCACGCCGUUCAUUGUGAUGCUGGGGUGGGCUCUGGACAGGGGCAUGACUUUGCGCUUCACGCUGUUUGAGACGGUCUGCCUAUUUCUGGCCGCCUUUAUCGCCAACUUUCUGGUCCUGGAUGGGCGAAGCAACUAUCUCGAGGGGGCGCUGCUGCUUGCUGCCUAUGUCAUCAUUGCCGUCGUGGCGUUUUAUUACCCCGGUGUUGCAGACACAGCGGCAGCAGCAGGAGGGGAUCACUGAGACGAGUGGUAGAUAGGUUGAGACGCGAGGGUUGUGUGUACAACAGGUGUGGUGACUCGUGAUAAAAAUCAGGGGAAAUUCGGAUAGACAGGGAUUCAAUAAUCACAUUAUGUCAGCACA